AUGUCUAAUUUUCCUUACGACCCUGCCGAAUUUCGCUCUUGGGAUGCUGACUUUGUGAAUCUUUUGAACCAUUGCCAACAGAAUGGUACAAAUUCUACCGCUUCCCCCCUACUUACCGCUGCUCGUUUAAGUACACCUACAGUUGGUGAAAUUGACCGUACGAUGUAUAGUCAAUUACAUUACGAUCCUGCUGAACUAUGUACGCCCUCAGUUGUCGCGGCUUAUGUCAGUACACCCACUAUUACGCCUUCCUUAACAGCUUCAACUAGUACGCUAUCCUCCACUGCUAGCUAUUCUAAUGACUUGAGUAAUAGCCACUCACCCUACAAUUUAUUGCCUCAAUAUAUUGAUCCUCAACAAUUAAAGAAUCUCACUCCACCACGGCAAGAAUAUCAGCAACAAAUGAUGCCUCAAUUUGUCAGCCAUUUGGGAUUCGUAGAACAACAGCAACAACAGAACCAUCAAGAUUAUCAACAUCAGAUGGUAUCUCGAAUGCUUGAUCGUGUCGAAUAUUUUCAACAGCAACAACAGCAAGAGUACGAGCAACAUGCUGUUCCCCAAAUGUCCACUCCUGCAGGGCAUUCACAACUUAAACGGCUGGAAUACCAGCAACAAGUAACGUCUCAAUUUUUAUUCCCUGCGGGAGAUAUACAACGUCAGCAACCACAAGAGUUUCAGCAACAACUGACCGAUCCUGUGGAAGUUCUGCAACAGCUUCAGCAAAUGCAUCAACAUCAACAACAUCAACAGCAACAGCAGCAGCAGCAGCAGCAGCAGCAGCAGCAGACCUCUGUUAUUUAUAGCUCAUCAUCAAAUUACCAAGCGCAAGUCUCCUCUUCUUUUAAUAAUGUUGUUACGAAUCCUGUUUAUCAUCCUGCUCCUCACCCUGCUCCUUCGACAAGUGCGAGCUCUUCUUCGACUGCUAGCAAUGAUAAUGGUCAGCAAGUCUAUGUUCGUAAGGCUUGUGUCUCUUGUAAGGCUUCGCAUGUAGCUUGUGAUGUUGCACGCCCCUGCUCAAGAUGUACUCGAUUGAAAAAGGGAGAAACAUGCGUUGACGCUGUCCGCAAAAAACGUGGUCGGCCAAGUAAGAAAAAGGACAAUGAUAAUGCCAAAGUUGAAUCAAGCAGUAAAGAUCAUGCGCAUCCCCCAGCUGGUCCAUCGCCGCCUAACUUUGGUCAAGGGAUUUACUUCCCUGUUCAAGGAUUUUAA
Molecule: messenger RNA, 1209 nt
Organism: Mycotypha africana
Lineage: Eukaryota; Fungi; Mucoromycota; Mucoromycetes; Mucorales; Mycotyphaceae
Exons: 1
Coding region: 1-1209 (402 amino acids)
Biological process (GO): regulation of DNA-templated transcription
Molecular function (GO): DNA-binding transcription factor activity, RNA polymerase II-specific; zinc ion binding
Source: RefSeq, a predicted model, not a curated record